Rattus rattus (black rat) is the source of this 3969-nucleotide messenger RNA. It is a transcript of the gene Frk, whose product is annotated as fyn related Src family tyrosine kinase. Gene Ontology annotation, cellular component: extrinsic component of cytoplasmic side of plasma membrane. Bases 502 to 2022 code for a protein of 506 amino acids. The record is from RefSeq and is a predicted model, not a curated record. Gene Ontology annotation, biological process: cell surface receptor protein tyrosine kinase signaling pathway; cell differentiation; innate immune response. The transcript is spliced from 8 exons. Lineage: Eukaryota; Metazoa; Chordata; Mammalia; Rodentia; Muridae. Gene Ontology annotation, molecular function: ATP binding; signaling receptor binding; non-membrane spanning protein tyrosine kinase activity.
CGGCCUGGUUAUUCAUUAGCAAGAAGGAAAGCUCGGGGGAGAGCAGGACUGGCUCAGCUGCAGGCUUGAAGCUGGGUGAGAGCAGCUGCAGCAGGCCAGGCUGGGAGCUUUCGCCUGGAGUUAGUCUCUCCGUAACUUUUUCCUGGGACAGAGGGAGAGGUGGCUGUUCUUUGUUCUCAGAUGUCCCUCUAAAUAAAACCUUUUUUAUUUUAUUUAUUGUUGGGUGCCCAGGCAGUCAGGAAGAAGCACUUUCCCACUGGACCUCCUUCUCAGUCCCCCUCUUGAUUUUGCCCCAGGGCAGCAGCUACAAACAGAAAGCCAGCUGUGAGUGUCUUCUUGGCCAAGCCCAGAUCUGCGGAGAGAUCCGAAGCAGGACUUUAUAGCUCUUCUCAGUAUGGUGAGUUGUAGCUGAUUUGGAAGCUGGUGGAGGAGGACAGUGGCUCUGUACAGCUUGUGGGGAGAGGAUUAUUCUCCCGUGCUACUACCACCAGCCGGAACACCAUGGGCAGCGUCUGUAUGAGGCUUUGGGCAUACCUGCAGCCUUUUCUCCCCUGCUGGUCCCAAGAAGCAGACAAAUCAGUGGUGAUUGAGAAUCCAGGGGCCUACUGUCCUCCAGAGGUCAAUCGAAGCCAAGGCCAGUAUUUUGUGGCUCUGUUUGAUUACGAAGCUCGCACUGCAGAGGACCUGAGCUUCCAUGCUGGCGACAAGCUCCAAGUCUUGGACACUUCUCAUGAGGGCUGGUGGUUGGCCAGACAUUUGGAGAAGAAGGGACCCGGCUUAGGUCAGCAGCUGCAGGGCUACAUUCCUUCCAAUUACGUGGCAGAGGACCGGAGUCUCCAGGCAGAACCGUGGUUUUUCGGAGCAAUCAAAAGAGCAGAUGCAGAAAAGCAACUUCUGUAUUCAGAAAACCAGACGGGCGCUUUUCUAAUCAGAGAGAGUGAAAGCCAGAAGGGUGACUUCUCCCUCUCAGUUUUAGAUGAAGGUGUUGUGAAACACUACAGGAUAAGAAGGUUGGAUGAAGGUGGCUUCUUCCUCACCAGGAGAAAAACAUUUUCAACCUUGAAUGAAUUUGUGAACUACUACACCACAACAAGUGAUGGGCUGUGUGUCAAGCUGGAGAAGCCAUGCUUAAAGAUUCAGGUACCAACCCCUUUUGAUUUGUCAUAUAAAACUGUGGACCAGUGGGAGAUAGACCGCAACUCCAUACAGCUUCUCAAGCGACUGGGAUCUGGUCAGUUUGGAGAAGUUUGGGAAGGUCUGUGGAAUAAUACCACUCCAGUGGCUGUGAAAACGUUAAAACCAGGUUCAAUGGAUCCAAAUGACUUCCUCAGGGAGGCACAGAUAAUGAAGAGCUUAAGACACCCCAAACUCAUCCAGCUCUAUGCUGUUUGCACAUUAGAAGAUCCAAUUUAUAUUAUUACAGAAUUGAUGAGACAUGGAAGUCUGCAAGAAUAUCUCCAAAAUGACGGUGGGUCGAAAAUCCGUUUGACUCAACAGGUGGACAUGGCUGCACAGGUGGCUUCUGGAAUGGCCUAUUUGGAGUCCCAGAACUAUAUCCACAGAGAUCUGGCUGCAAGAAAUGUCCUUGUUGGUGAACAUAAUAUCUAUAAAGUAGCAGAUUUUGGACUUGCAAGAGUUUUUAAGGUGGAUAAUGAAGACAUCUAUGAAUCUAAACACGAAAUAAAGCUGCCAGUGAAGUGGACUGCACCCGAAGCCAUUCGUACUAAUAAAUUCAGCAUUAAGUCUGAUGUGUGGUCUUUUGGAAUUCUGCUCUAUGAAAUCAUUACUUAUGGCAAAAUGCCUUACAGCGGGAUGACAGGUGCUCAAGUAAUUCAUAUGUUGGGUCAAAACUACAGACUACCACGGCCAUCUAACUGUCCAGAGCAAUUCUAUAGCAUCAUGAUGGAAUGCUGGAAUGUAGAGCCCAAGCAACGACCAACGUUCGAGACCCUGCACUGGAAACUUGAAGACUACUUUGAACCAGACUCUUCCUAUUCUGAUACAAAUAACUUCAUAAACUAAACAACAAGGAAAAAGAAGAAAUAUAAUUAAGAUGUGAAAAUGCGGAAGUCACCAGUCCAGAAAUAUCGUCUUCUCAACCAACUGUGAAAUCAGCUUAUUUUGACAUAUUCAGGUGGUAGGAUGAACUCAACCAUGCAUUCUGUAUCAAAAAGAUCAUCUGUGUAUUCUAUUGACUAGGAAACGCUGCAGGACAGUAUAAGAUGAUGUGUCAUUUUUCCCUCACUGCCUGGUAAAAUCAAUCACACUAAAUGAAGUUAUUAUUUUUUUUCCUUUUAAGAACUCCUCACAUUUCUAUUUAUUGUUUGAAAUGCCGAUCAAGAGAAUCAACAGAUGACGGUGUUUACUCAGUUACUGUUGUGGCAUUUUCCUGUUUACUGAUUAGACUGGUUAUUCAUUAUUCCUCAAAUUGCUGAAUCCCAUCAGGCUGUUAUUAUGAAGGAAUUUGAUUGCUUUGCCGCACAGCAGGACCUGUGCUUUGAGAUAUUUUUUUUCCUCUCUUUUAAAAUAUCUUGUAACUACAAUGAUGGCAAAGCCAUGCUAAAUGACUCGAUUGUACUUGAAGUAAUUGCACGUAUUUUUCCUAUGCAUAAGAAAGCGAAGCAGCUGUUGAGAAAAAGAAUUAAAAUCUUCCUCAUUUUGUAGGAGGAAAUGAUGGAGUUUGCUCUAUACCUCAGUAUGUGUCAUCAGAGAAUCAUCUGCAUUAGUUUUAAUCUCUUAAUGUCAGGAAUCAGAUUGCAAAGCCGAUGAAUUGUUAUGUGUGGGAAUAUAAGGGAACUACCACAUUGCCUACCAGGUCUGAGAAAUAGAUAUUAAAGUGGCUUAGGGAAGCUAGCAGAGAGCUGGAGGAUUGCUGCAGCUUUCUAAGUAAUAAUAAAAAGUUCCUUUGGCACACUGGCCGAUUUUAAAUUGGCUGCAAGACAGGCCAAGCCGUGCUUCAGCUCUUGAGGCUAGGAAUAAUGUCUGAACAUGGUUAUGAACUGUAGCUUUCGUCUGUUAAGACUGGAUGCUUUUAGUCUCUUCAUUUUUUUUCUCACCUUGGUAAGAACUUCCCUGUUUUCUUAGGCAAUGAGUGUAUCAAAUGUUCUGUCUCAUUGGAUAGUUAGCGAUACUUCUCUAAAGUCAGCUCCAUAUAUUCCAUGAUCUUCUAAUGUGCAGUGCUGAAUGAACGUUCCAAAAGGAACAUUCAUCCUCCUAUAGGACAGAAGAGAAUAUCUAGAUGGUCACAAGGAUCCCCUGGGAAUUGAAAAACAUGUCAGUUCUUUCAACUAGGAACUAGGAGGCAAGGCAUCAGGGAUUAACUAUUAGCAGUUCAGUGAUGUCACGACCCUACCUGCGUUUCUGUUGCCAUGGUGAAAAUCCUGACAAAAAGCAACUUAGAAGAGGCAAGGUUUAUUUUAGCUUAUAAUUCCAUGUCAUUGUAUCACAUUGUAUCACUGUGACAAGAUCUUGAAGCUGAUUACACCACGUCCACAUUCUAAGAGGAGAGAGACAUUCACGGAUAGCUUGCUUGCUUCCUGAUUUGUGCUCAGGUCCAUUUCUACACUCUUAAAAAGUUUGUGACAGCUUUGCCUAGGUAAUAGCAUGCCACACAAUAGGCUGGACUUUCCAGGAUCAAUUAACGUAAUUAAAACAAUUCUCUACAGACAUGCCAAAAGGCCAGUAUAAUAUAGAGAAUCAUUGUCAACUCUUUGCAACUCUCUUUCUGGGUUAUUCUAGGUACUGACAAAUUGGAUCACUUAAGCUAGCCAUUAGACCACUAAGACUCAAACUUUCCCAUCUAUAGCAAGCAUUGUCUGUGUUCAACUGGUCACAGGUAACCACCAGUCGUAAGUGAGGCUCCUUGUUCCUUUAUAUUCAAGAAGAUAAAAUGGGCAACUUCACCCUUAGACAUUAUCCUAAGCCCAAACACACACACACACACACACACACACACACACACACACACAC